CGUGAAAAGGAACAUGUUACUCCGUAUAAACCACAUUUUAAUGGAGCAAAGAAGGAACAUGUGUACAGUAGGAAUUGUUCCAGAGCUCGUUCUGCUUUGUGGAACACCAUUGCACCAAAAACUGUUCAGAGUUUCUGGUUGUAAUCUGCCGCUGUUAAUCGGAUUUAAGGGUUAAGUCUGUUCCUAUAUAUCAAUCCUACUAGGGAUUCUACUGUUCUUGUUCUCAUAAUCCGCUUUAGAACUUCUAUGGCGAGAAAGGAAAGUUCAUCUCCGACUGAAGUCCCCUCGUUAUUCAAUCUAUGCUCCGGUGUUAUCAAAGACGGCCUUCUUUGCGGUGGCGAUGUUGAUCUCAUCGCCGGCGUUUAUCAACUUCCGUCAGAGUUGUUUCAGCCCUUGCUGCCUCUGUUACCUCCGCUGGCUUUGCAAAGACUGCAAGAACAAAUGCCAUUUGACUUUGGGGACGAUCAUGGAUCUGUUCCUGAUAACUACGAAAACGAUAUUCCAAGAAAAAGGAGAAGACAUGUGAGUUUUCAGAAAGUUUGGGAGACACUAUAUAAAGCACGGUGGCCUGAUUGUGACAAGAAAUAUAGGCAUGGGGAAAUAUGGUCAUUACAUAACUUGAUCAAAAGAAGGGAACCAAAGCAUGAAUUCACUCAUGACUGGCAGCAGAUUUACUGGGAGACACAUCUACAAACCUGUCUGGAUGCAGCUGCAGAGAUAGCUUUAUUACCUUCUUUUGAAGGUCAUAUUGGUGAAGUUAAAGUUCCUGAGUCUAUACUGAAGCAUAUUGGUUAUAGGGAACACUUUCCUGCCUCAUCUCAUGACCCCUCGAUGUUCACAUAUCACUGCCAACAAUUUGGAUUAUAUGCCUGUUAUCUGAGGCUACCUAGUGUGCUUUGUGUUGCAGAAACCUGUUAUUUGUUAAGAAAUGCUAAACUGCAGAGGUUGGAACUAAGGUGGAUAAAAUCUCAAACGGAAGAGGAUGUUGAGGGAUUGUGUAAACUUUUAAAGCAGAAUAGUGGGACCCUGAAGUCCAUUAAUUUUAUAUAUUCCAAGUUUUCUGCAUCAACUCUGAAUGCAAUUUGUAGCUCAUUAUGCUUCAAUGAUCUUCAAACUCACGAUGUCCAACAUUUCACUAUCAUGGCAUCUAGAUUUCUUUCGGAAAAUGGUGGAUCUAAUCUACCCUCUGGACUGCUGCUUUUCUUAUCAUCCGGAAGGUCCUUGUGUUCGUUGAGUUUGUCUGAUAGCAAACUUGAUCAAAAUUGUGCGAGAAUGAUCUUCCACACACUCCUUGAUUAGUGGUUGGCUCUCUCACUUUAAAUGGCAGUCCACAAGUAACAUGCACUUGCCUUUUGGAAUAUCCAAUUCGUUGAAGUCAUUACGUGUACUGAAUUUAAGGUAUAUCUUAAAUAUAUACGGAGUAAUUUA
Molecule: messenger RNA, 1428 nt
Organism: Cuscuta campestris
Lineage: Eukaryota; Viridiplantae; Streptophyta; Magnoliopsida; Solanales; Convolvulaceae
Source: the annotation of a GenBank genome assembly